Messenger RNA from Hydatigera taeniaeformis, 474 nucleotides. The record is from the annotation of a GenBank genome assembly. Lineage: Eukaryota; Metazoa; Platyhelminthes; Cestoda; Cyclophyllidea; Taeniidae.
AUGACUGCUCUUUUGGAGGAUAUAUUCGACGUCAAGGAUGUUGAUAAGGACGGGAAGAGAUUUGACAAAGUUUCACGCAUUUUUGGCGAGAGCGAAUCAUUUAAGAUGGGAUUGAUUCUCGAUAUACACUCUCAAAUAUACCCUCUCAACAAGGGAGAGAAAUUUCGCCUUGUUUUGACGAAGUCACUGUUGAAUGAUGUGGGCAAUACUGCCGAUGAUGACGAUGACGACGAGGAUGCUGCAGAGGAGUUGGAUGGCCGGUUGGAUAAUAGUAAGAUGGCGGAAUUCGACUAUGUUUGCUAUGGAAAAAUUUAUCGCAUCGAGAGUCAAGAUGGUUCUGACGAUGCCAACAGGCUGGCCUGUUAUGUCUCCUUCGGUGGGCUUCUAAUGCAACUAACUGGAGAUGCGAGCAAUCUCCAGGGUUUCCGUGUUGGGAAGCACCUCUAUUUGAUGAUGAAGAAAUUAGCCUUUUGA